UACGUUUAUUUUUCGACUUUUGCCCAGCGGUUAAGACGCAGCCAGCAGAAACACCAGAAGACAUCAACCAUGAGCUCGAGCAAGAUUGCCCUCCUCAGUGUGUCGGACAAGACGGGACUGCUCGAUUUGGGCAAGAGCCUGGUGGCCCUGGGCUUUGACCUGGUGGCCAGUGGAGGCACUGCAAACGCUUUAAGAGCAUCUGGCCUUAAAGUAAGGGAUGUCUCUGAGAUUACCGGAGCCCCGGAAAUGCUGGGUGGCCGUGUGAAGACACUGCAUCCGGCCGUGCACGCUGGAAUACUUUCCCGCACCAGCGACUCCGAUCUGGCUGAUAUGCGUAAGCAGGGCUACGAUCUGGUCCAACUGGUGGUCUGCAAUCUAUACCCCUUUGCCAGCACCAUAGCCAAACCGGAUGUCACGCUGGCCGACGCUGUGGAGAACAUCGAUAUCGGUGGAGUAACUCUGCUGCGGGCAGCAGCCAAGAAUCACCAAAGGGUCACGGUCAUCUGCGAGGCGGUGGAUUACGAGCGAGUGCUGGCGGAGCUGAGGGCUUCGGGUGAUACCACGCUGGAUCUAAGACAAGCCCUGGCCCUCAAGGCAUUCACCCACACGGCCAGCUAUGAUGACGCCAUCUCGGACUACUUCCGGAAGCAGUAUGGAUCUGGUGUGUCCCAGUUGCCGCUGCGCUAUGGCAUGAAUCCCCACCAGAAGCCGGCUCAGCUGUAUACUCAGUUGGCCAAGCUGCCACUUACGGUUUUGAAUGCCUCGCCGGGAUUCAUCAAUCUGUGCGAUGCCCUCAAUGGUUGGCAGUUGGUUCGUGAACUAAAGCAAGCCUUGCAACUGCCAGCAGCCACCAGCUUCAAGCAUGUGUCUCCCGCGGGAGCGGCUGUGGGAGUGCCCCUUAAUCCCGCCCAGGCCAAGCUCUGCAUGGUGGACGACCUGUACGAGCAGCUGACUCCGCUGGCUACCGCCUAUGCCCGUGCCCGUGGAGCCGAUCGCAUGAGCUCCUUUGGCGACUUUGUGGCCCUGUCCGAUGUGUGCGAUGUGGUCACUGCCAGGAUCAUUUCCCGCGAGGUGUCCGAUGGCAUCAUUGCCGCUGGCUACGAACCAGAAGCUUUGGAGAUCCUGAAGAAAAAGAAGAACGGUGGAUACUGCAUCCUACAGAUGGAUCCCAACUACGAACCCUCUGCAGUGGAGCGCAAGACCAUUUUCGGCCUGACGCUGGAGCAGAAACGCAACGAUGCCGUCAUUGGCGCCUCGCUCUUUGCCAAUGUGGUGACCAAAAGUGGUCCUCUGCCGGAGGCGGCUGUGCGGGAUCUGAUUGUGGCCACCAUAGCCCUGAAGUACACGCAGAGCAACUCCGUCUGCUAUGCCCGUGAUGGCCAAGUUGUGGGCAUCGGAGCCGGCCAGCAGUCGAGGAUUCACUGCACCCGUCUCGCCGGCGAAAAGGCAGACAACUGGUGGCUGCGCCAGCAUCCCAGCGUGGCCGGCAUGAAGUUCAAGGCGGGCGUGAAGCGGGCCGAGAUCUCCAAUGCCAUUGACAACUAUGUAAAUGGAACAGUUGGCAAGGACAUGCCUCUGUCGCAGUUCGAGGGAAUGUUCGAUAAGGCUCCGGCUCAACUGACCAGCGAGCAGAAGGUGGAGUGGUUGAAGCAGCUCAGCGGCGUGGCCCUGGGAUCCGAUGCCUUCUUCCCCUUCCGUGACAAUAUCGAUCGCGCUAGUUUGAGUGGAGUCUCUUACAUUGCCAGUCCUGCAGGAUCGACCAAUGAUGCUGGUGUCAUUGCCGCCUGCGAUGAGCAUGGCAUCAUAAUGGCCCACACUAAUCUGCGAUUGUUCCACCAUUAAAUUCUAUCUUGCUUUUGGAUUCCAUAAAAUUCAAUUUAAAUUUGAGCUUCGCAAGUCGAAUACACCUUUCAAAUAUUUAGCAUUAAUACAUGAGCCCAUUAAUGGUCUGCUAGACUUCUUCUUAUAAACUUCUUAUAGGUUUACAAAGUUUCUCAAGGUGGUCUACAUAAGAAAAGACAAUUUAAUAUUACACUUUUAUACGAACUAUUUUUGAUAACCUAUUUAGUGCGAUAAGAACUUUUAUAGAUAUACAAAACUUUGUUAAACCAACCCCAACCAACUGCCUUAUAAUCAUUCCAAGCACAAUAAAAAUCACUUGCCUUUAGUUAGUUAAACGAA
Messenger RNA from Drosophila elegans, 2181 nucleotides. Its product is annotated as bifunctional purine biosynthesis protein ATIC. Bases 70 to 1842 code for a protein of 590 amino acids. Gene Ontology annotation, biological process: 'de novo' IMP biosynthetic process. The transcript is spliced from 6 exons. NCBI's taxonomy places the organism in Eukaryota, Metazoa, Arthropoda, Insecta, Diptera, Drosophilidae. The record is from RefSeq and is a predicted model, not a curated record. Gene Ontology annotation, cellular component: cytosol. Gene Ontology annotation, molecular function: phosphoribosylaminoimidazolecarboxamide formyltransferase activity; IMP cyclohydrolase activity.